Austrofundulus limnaeus is the source of this 1369-nucleotide messenger RNA. It is a transcript of the gene erich1, whose product is annotated as glutamate rich 1. The record is from RefSeq and is a predicted model, not a curated record. The transcript has 6 exons. NCBI's taxonomy places the organism in Eukaryota, Metazoa, Chordata, Actinopteri, Cyprinodontiformes, Rivulidae. The coding region runs from base 273 to 1256 and encodes 327 amino acids.
CUAGCCUCAGUGAGUCAUGUGACGCAGCAGAUCAGCUCAGCUUUAGAUGCCUUUGUCGAUAUAUAUGGCUUCUUUAUUUCACCGAAAUGUGAUAGCGUAAUAUUUUUACCUUUUCUGAUAUCCGAUCUAAGACGAGACGGCGAAAAGAGUUGUUAAGGCGCUAUUUGCCGAAUAGGAGGAGGUAACUUUAGCUAGCUUGCUAGUUCAACACUAGCCCUCUGAAACACGAGCAUUUGUGUCUUUAUCACCUUAAAUCAGUAAUAUAUGUUGAUAUGGCACACAGGAAACAAGUGUUUCAAUCAAAAGUCCUUCAGAAGCUCUAUCCUAUUUCGUCCACAUUGAGGAAAGAACAAAGUCCACCUCUUAUUGCAGAGGCUGAAGCCAAGACAUCGCCUGUGAAAAGAAAAGCAUCUGGGCAGGGCACUGUGUUGGGAGGUGCAGGAAAGGCACAGAAUGCAGCCAAUCCAUGCCCUCGGAUGUACACAGUCCUACCACCUCCUCCAGACUAUAAUAUACAUCUGGAUAAAUCUGUCGCACCUCCCCAGCCCGAAAGCAUAAAUAGUGAUGAGGAUCCAGCUGCAGAUGGAAGUGUCCAUGGUAGCAGUGAAGAAGAGGAUAAACAAAAUGAGGCAGAAGAGCAAAGCAGCAGGAGGAGGAGGAGGAGAAGGAAGAGGAAGAAAGCUUCUCUUCAGGACCCUGGGAAAAAUGAGACUCCACUCACGGAGUCCAGCACAGGUCAGAGUCAGGUGACUGCAGGAGAGCGCAUUACCAAGAAUAAGAAAAGAAAACUGAAGAAAAAAUUGCGCAAAGAGAAGCUGAUGUCCMUGGGUCUGAUGCCUAAAGCUGCUCCACUGGAGUUCACGUACAGCAAGGAUGAAGAGGAGGAGGAAGAUGAAGAGAGAAGAGCUGCUGAGCUGUUGCAGUUCCUGAAGACUACAACAGAAAUCUACAUGUCAGAUUCCUCGCUGCGUGCAGCACAGACUCCUCACCUGUCCACUGCAGUCGAUGACCUCCUGGCCAGCAUAAAGACYGGAAGCCAGCCCGACUCUGUCCUGAAGCAGCUCUGCUGCCUCAAGGCCUUUGUUCAACAGAAAGAUACAACGAGUGUGGAAAAGRCACUGAUGGAGCUCAGCAGCUGCCCCUCCAUGUCUGCAGAAGAAACCACUGCAGUCGUUUCGCUCUUCAAAUACUGGAUCACAGACAUUCUUCCUUUACAAAGAAACGAGGAGACAAGAUGUUCUGCUGCACACCCUUAGGACUGUCAGUCAAAGAUGCACGGAUAAUAAUGUUUCCGCUGGUUCUGAAAAUGUUGAGCUUUUUAUAAAAGCAUAUUUAUACAUGGUUUUAUAAUAAAAUAUUCCACAUUUUA